AUGAGCUAUUACUCGCAGCCCUCCUUUCCACAGCUCUACGCAGCGGCGCAGGCGCUGCGGAAAACCGGGUCUUAUGGGCGGUCCGCGGAGUAUCCUCGAGGCUACGGGUCGGCGGCAGCGAGCCCUCCGGCAUCUGCAGCAACCACUGCACAGCAGGCCUAUGCUGCUUAUGCAGCUCAGGCGGCUCAGGCGGCUGCCGCUGCCGCCCCGCGGCAGGAGGCCUCCAGAGCCAUAGUGUCCACCGCGAGCGAGGAUGUUGUGGGAAGUGUCCCCCACCUCUCCGUGACGGGCUGCACCCAUACCACGGUGGGGGGCAUCGUGCGCGGGAACUUCACCGCCAACGGGCAGAACCACGGGCGACCGACCUACAAGAAGGAUGCGCAGGUGAACGGCUUGGACGUGCAGCUGUACUACUGGGACGACCGCGAUGGUGCGAGCUUCUGCGGCUGGUGGUUCGGCCCCAAGGUGGGUGGCGACCAGGUCUGGGCCUACCAUCCAUCGUCCACCGCCAUGACGCCGCCCAAGACGGGGUGGAAGGUGCCCUAUGACGGCCCGGUGGACAACAGCUUCUUGAUCUCGCCCACCACGGCCUCGCAGACGGCCCACGUCCCGUCGUCCGACUUGUCGUCCUACAGCUCCCCGUACCAAACGGCCGAGCAGCGCAUCAAGCAGCAGCAGCAGGAACUCAUGCAGCAGCAAAUGAUCGCGCAGCAGCAAAAGGCGGUACAAAUGUCCGAGAUGAAGAAGAAACAGGAGGAAGCGAGAAGACAGCAAGAAGAGGCGCGCGUGCGGCAACAGGAGGAGGUGAAGCGAAAAGCCGCGGAGCAGCGGAUGAAGAUGGAGGAGAUGACCAGGCAAAAGAUGGAGCAGGAGAAGAGGCUGGCUGAGGAGCGCAAGCGGCAGCACAACGAGCAGAGGGCCGCGAUGACCCUCCGCCACUUCCUGGCACAGAAGAUCCGAGUGGCCAAGGAGGAGCAAGACUUGUCCACGGCCCAACAGGAACUGGCCGAGUUGAUGGCACAACAAUUGCCCUUGUGCGGCGCCAACGCGGAGAAGGUGCAGGCCGAGUGCGCACAGGCGGUGGAGAUCACCAUGAAGCGCAUUGAGGCGGAGAAAGAGAAGAAGAGACAAGAGGAGGAGCGCAAAGAGGAACAGAUGAAGAAGCAGAAGGAGGCUCAAGAGAAGGCGGAGGAACUGCUUCGGGAGCUGGGCGAGAAGGUGGCGACGGCCGAGGAGCUGGUGGAACAGCUCACCGCCUCGGCGGAACAGCUGUGCCCGGAGAAGGACAUGAAGUUGGAGAUUGUCACCAAGCUCGCCAACAGCAUGGACUCCAAAGCGGCAGAGGCCACCGGCGCCAUCAACGACUGCCAAAGCUUCGUGAAGGAGCACGGCAACGCCAUGAUGGCGAUGGCCUUUUCGGUCAAACCGCCCGAAGGGGUCGAGGCCGACGAGCGCCCAGCGAAUCUCCCGACGAUGCGCUUGCGCAUGGCGGAGGUCCUGAAGAAGAAGGAGAUGCUGAUCCAUGGCAUCAAAUCCAGCAAGGAGAAGCUCUUCCGCAAGGCGGAGGCAAAAAAGAAGAUGGACGUGCAAAUGCUGAAAUUCAAAAAGCCGCCACCUCAGAGAUGA
Durusdinium trenchii is the source of this 1626-nucleotide messenger RNA. Lineage: Eukaryota; Dinophyceae; Suessiales; Symbiodiniaceae. The record is from the annotation of a GenBank genome assembly.